This is a messenger RNA of Photinus pyralis (common eastern firefly), 1416 nucleotides long. Its product is annotated as retinoid-inducible serine carboxypeptidase-like. Lineage: Eukaryota; Metazoa; Arthropoda; Insecta; Coleoptera; Lampyridae. The record is from RefSeq and is a predicted model, not a curated record. Gene Ontology annotation, molecular function: serine-type carboxypeptidase activity. The coding region runs from base 92 to 1360 and encodes 422 amino acids. Gene Ontology annotation, biological process: proteolysis. The transcript is spliced from 6 exons.
CUUAAACACGAAGGACACACAUGGGAUAGGAGGUAUAUAAAGCCGGCCAAAUGUAUUUAUGAUUUACUUCUGAGUAAUCCUACAACGCGUGAUGAAGAUUCUUGCACUCGUUUGCUUGCUAGCAGCCACAGGCUAUGGUCGUCAAGGAUUUGGACCCGGGGAGCAAGAUUGGGGUCACGUUGAGGUAAGGUCUGGCGCCUACGAAUUUUGGUGGUUAUACGAAACAACAGCGCAUGUAGCUAAUAUCACCGAAAAACCGCUUGUUAUAUGGCUACAAGGCGGUCCGGGCGCUUCAUCUACUGGUUUCGGAAAUUUCGCGGAAAUUGGACCUUUAGAUGAAAAUCUAAAUCGUAGAGAUCAUACGUGGGUGAACGAUGUGAACCUUCUUUUCAUUGAUAAUCCCGUUGGAACAGGAUACAGCUACGUUGAUGACAAAAAGUACUUGACAACAACCAACAAGCAAAUUGCGGACGAUCUUGUAGCAUGUCUCGAAGGGUUUUAUAAGAGAAGGCCAGAAUUUCGCCACGUACCCCUUUACAUCACAUCGGAAUCGUAUGGAGGGAAAAUGGCUGCAGAAUUUGCGCUAGAAUUAUUUAAGAGAGGAUUUCCCAACAUUAAAGGAGUAAACAUGAUCGACGCUUGGAUAUCGCCAAUAGAUUCUGUGCUAAACUGGGCACCAUUCCUACUUAAUGUUGGUGCCAUAGAUCAGCAAGGUUAUCAGAAAGUAGAUGCCGGUGCAAGGCGCACACAAAAAUAUUUAGAGGACGGAAAGUACCAAGAGGCAACAAAUUCAUGGGCAAACACCGAAAAUAUAAUUAUGAACGUCGCUCAUGACGUUGAUUUUUACAACAUCCUCAAAAAAAUCAACUCUCACUGUCGAAAAGUUGGCAGAAGCCUUAUUGCAAAACCUGGAAUUCCAGAAUGUGUGGACGAGGUCGAUUACAAAAUUGGUUUGCUAAUGAACGGAAAAAUAAGGGAAGCACUCAAGUUGAACGUAACAUGGGGCCAUACAAGUGGAGCAGUGUUCAAUACAUUGGGGGAAGAUUUUAUGAAGCCUGUUGUUGACAUAGUUGCAAAAGUAUUAGACAAAACGAAUCUAAAGGUACAGGUAGUUACUGGUCAAUUAGACCUUAUUGUUGAUACGCCUGGCACAAUAGUGUGGAUUGACAACAUGAAAUGGUCAAGAAGCAGAGAAUGGUCAACAGUUCCUAGAACAGUACUAUCGGUGAAUGGGGUUAAUGAGGGUUACCAAAAGAAACUCGGAAAUUUUGCAGUUUACUGGGUUAACAGGGCUGGUCACAUGGUACCUGCAGAUAACCCACUGGCUAUGAAUAGUAUUCUCACGGAUUUAAUAAGUUAAUGACAUCUGUUUCUCUCUAAUAACACACUUGCAUUUAAUAAACGGUUUUAAUAAGA